Molecule: messenger RNA, 1029 nt
Organism: Plasmodium yoelii
Lineage: Eukaryota; Apicomplexa; Aconoidasida; Haemosporida; Plasmodiidae
Product: PIR protein
Exons: 3
Coding region: 1-1029 (342 amino acids)
Source: RefSeq, a predicted model, not a curated record
AUGAAUAAGGAAGUGUGUAAAAGGUUCAAGAACAUAUGGGAUACUUUUCCCGAUGAAUUGGACGAUAGUGGAGAUUAUCAAUUUAAAGAUAAUAAUUCUUUAAAUAAUAAUUGUAAUAAUAAUAAUUUUUCAAAUAAUUAUUGUAAUAUUAAUACUAAUGAUUUAAGUAGUUUUUGUAAUGAUAAUAUUUCUCAAAGUGAUUUGAAUAAAAUAAGUGCUGGAUGUUUAUAUUUGUUGGAUGAAUUAAUUAAGAAUUGUGGUGUGGUUCCCUCUCCUGCAAAAAAUAACAUCAACAUUGUUGAUUACAUUUUGAUAUGGUUAAGUUAUAUGAUAAAACUGAAAUAUAGUAAAGAAGGAAACAUUAUAACGUGUUUUUCUAGUGCAUACAUACAUGAUUGUGAUAAGUAUAACAAGAAAAUAGAUGAAUUAACUGAUUAUAAGGAUUAUAAGGAUAUUAUAGAUAAAAAAUGGUAUUUGUUGGAUAUGGAUAAUAAAAUUGUAUCUAAAUUUUAUAAAGCAUUUAAAUUAUUAUGUGAAAUGUAUACUGAAUUUGAUGAAAAUAAGGAAGAUUGCACAAACCGUUCGAAAAAAGCUAGACAAUUUGUUGAAAAAUAUGAAGAACUUUACAAGGAUUAUAAUAGCAAUAAAUACAGUUCAUAUAAACAAGUAUUGUGUACUUUAUCAACCGAUUAUGAUAAUUUAAUAAAGAAAUGUAAUGAUGAUCAGUAUUGCAAAUCUUCACCCCUUCCAACGAUAGAAACAGAAAAAAUUCCUGAAAAUUGUUCUGAAGAAACUUCUGAAAAAACUCAUGUAUCAGGAUAUGAAGAAUUGUAUGGAGAAAUUUCUGAGGUUGCAUUAUCAGAAUCAUCACUAGUAAGUAAAUUAAUUCCAAUUUGUUCGAUAUUAGUUGCAAUAGCAAUUUUUUUAGGAAUUUCUUAUAAGUAUUCGUUAUUUGGAUUUCGGAAACGAUUUCAAAAACAAAAAUUAAGAGAAAAACUAAAAAAUAUAAAGAAGAGAAUGAAUCAUUAA